This is a messenger RNA of Macadamia integrifolia, 963 nucleotides long. Its product is annotated as universal stress protein PHOS32-like. NCBI's taxonomy places the organism in Eukaryota, Viridiplantae, Streptophyta, Magnoliopsida, Proteales, Proteaceae. The record is from RefSeq and is a predicted model, not a curated record. Bases 127 to 810 code for a protein of 227 amino acids. The transcript has 3 exons.
AUGAAGUUGGCUUAACGACAGGCAAUAUUGCCUUACUGCCACUUUCUCAUCUUCUUCCUCUUCUUCCUAUCUUUAUAAGCUUUUGUUUCCCCAACCCCUCCUCUCCCUUCACCACAAUCAGUGAAGAUGGGUAGAACAGGAACAAAGUUAGCAAGUUUCUUCUUGCAUCGAAUCACAGCUCACAUUCGAAUUCGAUCGCCUCCUUAUCACUCCAGAACAAUUACUAACUCCAUUAAAGCUAAUCUGAAUCCUGUGUUUUCAAGCAAUGGGGAGAAGAUCAGCUUGGGUGAUGCUGUGAAGCCUUUACAAGGUAGAAAAAUCAUGAUAGUUGUUGAUUCGAGUUUUGAAGCUAAAGUUGCUGUUCAAUGGGCUCUCUCCCAUACUAUCCAGAGCCAAGAUACUAUAGUGCUUCUUCAUGUAACUAGCAAGCCUUCUAAGCUAGGGGAUCCUAAUAAGUCAUUAAAUUCAGGGGUUUAUGAACUUCUUUUCUCUUUGAAGAGUAUGUGUCACAUGAAAAGACCUGAGGUGCAAGUUGAGGUUGCCCUAGUGGAAGGGAAGGAGAAAGGCCCAGUCAUAGUACAAGAGGCUAAGAAACGUGGGGUGUCACUAUUGGUUUUAGGGCAGAGAAAGCGGCCGGUGACAUGGCGGCUACUAAUGACGUGGGGAGGUCAUAAGGUUGGAGGUGGGGUGGUGGAGUACUGCAUCCAAAACUCUCAUUGCAUGGCAAUAGCUGUGAGAAGGAAAAGCAAAAAGCUAGGAGGUUAUCUUAUUACCACUAGACGUCAUAAAGAUUUCUGGCUCUUGGCUUGAUCAACAUUGAUGAUUAUUAAUGUAACUAUAUAUGAAGCUUUCAUCUUAGUGCAAUGAGGGAUGUGAUCUUAUGUUGUAAUGUUUGUAAUUAAAAAGUGUUAUUGAGAACAUGGAAAAAGAUGUGAAUUGAAUAAAAGUAAAAAUAUGGUGCUA